AUGCCUCGUUUACCACGACUAAAUUUAAAUCGAAAUUUAUGGGCGUCAUCUUCGGACGACGAUGACGAUAGCGACCACAACAAUAUUCGAAAUGCACCGAAGUCUAAUCGACUACGGCCCAUGGAACUUCUUCAGCCCAUACGCUUUUCAUGGAACGACGACAACCAUGGUUGUUUAUCAUGGUCAUUAUCUGCUGCCUAUCCAUCAUUUGAUCAAGUACCAGGAACGAGCCAACAUAAUCAUCUUCUCUUGCCAAAUAUUCCUAGAAAACUUUUAACGAAUGAACAACGCCACUGCUAUGAAAAUCGCCAUUCAUUUUUACCGUCGUUUGAAUUUAUGGACGAAUAUAUGAACAAUAAUUUUCCGUCGUUUUUCGUGUUAUUGUAUCGAAAACUAUUCACGGAUUUAUCUCAACGUUUACAUGUUAACGAUGCUGUCAUUGAUUAUAACUAUAGACGUUUACGCAAAUGUGUCGAUUUAAUGAUUCAACAACGGAUCGAUUAUGGAUUACAGAAACAUGCAUUGUCCGAUGGCGACAUGUCUUUGCACGAAUAUUCCAUUGCAUUAGAAUUUUAUCUACAAAUGGACAAAAACAUUUUCUUCAUGAAAACCUGCUCAUUUCGUGGUGCAGUUGCACAUACAUCAUCGAAUUUUCAAGGAAUCUUUUGCCUUACAGAACCUUAUGCAUCUUAUGGCAUGAGUCCAUGUAAGACAUCCAAUUGUCGUUUUUGUUAUCCACCUGGAAAUAUUUCUAAAAGGACUCCACAACACCAAGCAGUUGUUAAGUUUUCUUCUGCACAAAAUCAUCGAUUUGUUAAUGGUUAUCGAAGUAUUCUCAAUUGCCCAGCUACCUGUCAAACGAGAAAUAUUCUCUACGUAUUGACAUGUCCAUGCGGUCAAUAUGAUUAUAUUGGAUAUACAACGUUGACAUUAGGACAACGUCUCGCAUAUCAUCGACAACAUGGCAAUCGAAUUAUGCAUGAAUUUAUCCUUGGCCAGAAAAAUAUUCAACGUGUUCAAACAAAUCCUAAAACUUUCGAAACGCUGGUAAAGGAUGAUAUGUUACUGUAUAGACACUCGGCUCGCUGUCCAGUAGCUAUGCAAUUAUUUCUGCAAUGCAAUCCACAAUAUUGGCCCCUCAUUCCGAUGUUGGCGCCGGAUGCACAAUACGAUAACCGAUCAUAUAAAUUGCCGGUCUCAAUUCCUUCUGAUCCAACAUCGCCGAUAGUGACCAACACGCAUACACGUAGUGAUCAAGAAGCAGGUUGUUGUAUGACCGAUUUACCACCUUUCCCAUCGAAGACAUAUACGUUUUCAACACGUCAAUGUGCCCAUCAGUUCGAAUAUUUUAAAAACAAACAAGAUUAUAUUUUGCCUGAUUUUAAUCUCGAUCUAUAUCAGGCAGCGAUUGUUGCUGUCUUACCGGAUGAUUGUUCACAAACAUUUUAUCGAUUACUAGAAGCGUUAUUUGUUACACAUGCUGAAACAAAAUUAAAUACUAUGGGUCAUCUCGAACAAAAUGGUGCUCAACGUACACGUCCCAAAUUAGAUAUCGUUGCCGAUCGCGGUGACUGGUGUCGUAAUUUGUAUCGACAUCGUUCAUUAUCACUACCUCCAAUGUCAUAA
Messenger RNA from Adineta ricciae, 1626 nucleotides. The record is from the annotation of a GenBank genome assembly. NCBI's taxonomy places the organism in Eukaryota, Metazoa, Rotifera, Eurotatoria, Adinetida, Adinetidae.